Molecule: messenger RNA, 2483 nt
Organism: Lampris incognitus (smalleye Pacific opah)
Lineage: Eukaryota; Metazoa; Chordata; Actinopteri; Lampriformes; Lampridae
Product: ADP-ribosylation factor 4
Exons: 6
Coding region: 126-668 (180 amino acids)
Biological process (GO): intracellular protein transport; vesicle-mediated transport
Cellular component (GO): plasma membrane; cytoplasm
Molecular function (GO): GTP binding; GTPase activity
Source: RefSeq, a predicted model, not a curated record
CCGUUUUUUUUUUUUGUCGGAAAAGCGGAGAAAUAAUUAGACGCUCGUUAAAGGUUCCUUAAUCUAGUCCAAGGUAACGCCGGUGGACCCCCUUUUUUUCAAACGCCUCAAGUGAACCGAGCAGUAUGGGGCUUACCAUUUCCUCCCUCUUUGGCCGGCUGUUUGGCAAGAAACAAAUGAGGAUCCUUAUGGUUGGGUUGGAUGCUGCAGGAAAAACUACUAUCUUGUACAAACUGAAGCUUGGAGAAAUUGUAACCACCAUUCCAACCAUUGGUUUCAACGUGGAGACAGUGGAGUAUAAGAACAUCUGUUUCACUGUAUGGGAUGUUGGUGGCCAGGACAAGAUCAGACCUCUCUGGAGACAUUACUUCCAAAACACACAGGGUCUUAUCUUUGUGGUGGACAGUAACGAUAGAGAAAGAGUGUCGGAGUCUGCAGAAGAGCUUUCUAAGAUGUUGCAGGAAGAUGAGUUGAGAGAUGCUGUGUUGCUGGUGUUUGCUAACAAGCAGGACCUUCCAAAUGCCUUAUCGGUCAGCGAGCUCACAGAUAAACUCGGCCUCCAGAGCCUCCGCAGCCGAACCUGGUAUGUCCAGGCCACCUGCGCCACUCAGGGCACGGGGCUGUAUGAAGGGCUGGACUGGCUAUCCAAUGAGCUGUCCAAGCACUAGCGGCGGAGAAGUUGGACAGACCAGAAAAGAGUCGGAGGCAGAAUACCUGAGAGCGGGAGAGAAGACCAGACAUUCAAUCAGAAAACAUUUGGUCUUCAAGCACCUGUGCUCACAAAAAGGACAAGACAGACGGUGGACAAUGCAAUCAACGUCAUUGGAAAAUCUUAAAAAUCCUUCUCCUUUUUACAUUUACUUAUAUUAUUAUUAUUAUUAUCCCUUCUUAAACUCACUAUUUUUCUUCUUUGGUUCCCAAACUCUUACACGGCAGUGAGUUAAGUGAGGCUGUCAGUUGGAUGAUAAGCAAACGGGCUAUCAGGAAUGUGAUUGGAAACGUGAAAAGAAUGUGAGUUGUAUUUCUCAUGACACCUUGGCUGCUAUCCAGCCAUAGAGGAUAAAAAUUACCCAUAACCACUUGACUAAUGUUGGAUUUUUUCACAGUCAUAGUCGGGGCUGGAGUUGGGGGGGGGGGUGAUGAUGUAAUUUAGCCCCAGAGCUUUGGUCAAGGACAACUCGUAGGCUACCUCAGCUCCGUACCCCUCGUGGACAUUUGACUGGCCAACAGACCUGACCCUUUGCUCUUCACGGCUGCUGCCACCUCAGACUUAGCACGCCCGUCUCUGUACAGACCCGGCUCGUAGAAUGGGGCGGAGAAGGAUUGCAAGAAUUCCACAAGCAGGUUGUCUUUUUGGUAGCGUGUAAACAUGUGGACCUUUGAGUAAAUGGACCCAAAAAGGAACAUUGUGCCUUCUGGUCCCUCUACACAAAUCUGUGUAAUCCUCUCUUCUCUCAUUCUUAGGGCUUGCUCUCGUCCUAAGAUGAUUUCGUUUUACUUUUUCCCUAUUUUUUUUUUUUUAAAAAAAUUUUGCAAUAAGAAGACACGCGUCUCUGUGUUCUGAUGUUGCGGUGUGAUGGAGCCACAUUGAAGAGUGGCGUCGAUUGCUUCAUUAUAACAGAUAACACACUUGACCGAGACGUCCUCUUUGAAUACUCACCCUCUUUAUUUUAUCGACCACCUCACAAAAAGAACUGGAGUAAAAACGUUGCUGUUUUAUCCAUACCGGUAGACAAUUAACCAUGACCUGUAGAAGGAACCCAAAGGAAGGAAGCGCCUUUUCAGUAUUGGCACGGGGCCAAUAUCAGUGGAAUAUUGUAAAGUGGCAUGCUUUUUUUUCUAUUUUUAUUUUUUGACUCUGCAGUGCUUUGUGCUAAAUUUGCAUUACGGCUGAUGUUAUGUGCUUAUUAAUCUGCCCCUCUUUCCACUUCAUCCCAGAACCCCGAAACACACCUGCCCCGCCAGACAGAGCCGGGCGUACAUUCCAACCUAUGCUUUUAAAUGCUGCAUGAAGCUGGCACUCCUUAAAACUGUGUGCUAACAAUGUUUUACAAAAAAAUUGUUUAAAUAAAUUCACUGUUCAAAAGAGAACCUCCCAAAAUGAUUUAUUACUGGAGAGAAGCUUGUUCAUUCAUUGCUGUUGUAAGAGAGUUCACAGAAACGGCAUGGGCUUUCCAUAUUCCCUAAACUGAGGCGAUAUGUGGACAGAUUCCUGGAAGGGCCUGGCGGUUCCAGGCUGAAACCACCCCUGGUAGGAGACGGGCGUGUUUCCCUGUUAAGUCUCGGGAGAAUCUGUGGAGGCCUGAGACUUGAUGUAGUUUAGAUAUCUUAGCCUACACAGCUGGUCUCUGGCUUAUUAACUGCUAAAUUGGACUUAAAACCCUGUCUAUGCUAGGAAAUGGCCUGAGGUUGUGUGUGGAACUUCCUGUUUUAAAGUUUUUGUUUGAAACUUGGGUAUGAUGGGGUGGCUGUUCAGGCUUGUG